Messenger RNA from Solanum tuberosum (potato), 948 nucleotides. RefSeq lists its product as uncharacterized. Lineage: Eukaryota; Viridiplantae; Streptophyta; Magnoliopsida; Solanales; Solanaceae. The record is from RefSeq and is a predicted model, not a curated record. Bases 1 to 948 code for a protein of 315 amino acids. The transcript has 2 exons.
AUGGCCCUUUCCACCCCAGUUAUCAAUGCCAAUAUUGCCCCUAUCCUCAAACACUUAGUUCUGUUUAACCCAUCAUCUCAGUUGCCCAUUAAGCUGUGUGGCAACCAUAACUUCACCAUUUGGAAGGCUCAAAUUGCCAUGCUACUUCAUGGCCAUGACCUCUAUGGUCAUCUUGACGGGACCAAAUUGUCCCCUCCCGAAACAGUCAUCAUUGACGGCCUUUUGACAGCUAACCCCGAAUACAAGGAUUGGUUUCGUCAAGACAAACUCAUCCAAAAUGCUCUCAUGGCCUCUGUUGAUGCCAAUAUCGCUUCCAUUGUAGCUUCUGCGGCCAAUUCUAAAGCUGCGUGGGAUCAACUUCACACCUCAUUUGUGAACAAAUCGCAAACUCGCAUCUUCACCCUCCGUCACCAUCUCAGUCGGGUAAGCAAAGACACCAAAUCAAUUGCUGAAUAUAUGCGAGAGAUUCACUCUCACUCUCAUGAAAUCGCCACAGCAGGUUCACCUGUCAAUAAUGAAGAACUUGUGAUGAAAAUAUUGAGUGGACUUGGUCCUAAAUUUCGUGAGAUCUCCGCUGCCAUCCGGGCACGUGACUUACCCAUUAGCUACGCUGAACUUUUCGAUAAGCUUUUUGAUCAUGAAUUGUUCCUCAAACAUGAAGACCUCAAGAGGACCACCACCCAUGUCACAUCAUUUGUAGCUCAGCGUGUCACAAAUACUUCAUCGGCCCAACGCAACAACCAUCACCGCCAACCCACCAAUAACAAUGGGCGUCCCCCAAACACACCACAUAAUCAGUGCACCGCUUUCCAACAUCCAAACGAUUACUCUCAAGGGGGUGCAUCUCACCAUAUUGCAGCCGACACCAACUACCUCCACAAUGUACAGGACUUCAAAGGGGCAGAGGAAGUGACCUUGGGUAUUGGUAAUGUGAUUCCAAUCACGUAA